AUGUAUAUUCCACCCUCAUAGCUAUAUAUCAUCGCUCCUGAUUCAAUCUUAGCUUCCAUUGGUUUUGAACAAACAAUGGCCUUAAAAAACUUGUCAUUUCUCACGCUCGGUGUUUCUAUGAUACUUUCCAUCUUGUCAUCAUCAUCAUCAUCAUCCAUAGGUGCUGCAACUCCGCCUAUAGUUCCCCCAGAAACUGUUUGCAGAUCCGCCGCAAACCCUUCCUUCUGCAAAACACUGCUUGCCAAUCAAAAUAGUACCGUCUUCGACUAUGGCCGCUUUACGGUCACAAAGUCCUUGUCCCAGUCCCGCAAGUUCUUAAACCUUGUAGAUUCACAUCUUCAAGACACAUCGUCUUUUUCUCAACCCACAAUUCGCGCUCUUGAGGAUUGCAGUUUCCUUGCUGAGCUGAAUUUUGAAUUUUUAUCAAACGCCCUUAACACCGCUAGUUAUAAAGCUAGCGACGUUCUUCCUUCUUCCCAAGCGGAAGAAAUGCACACGUUGUUGAGUGCUGUUCUAACAAACCAACAUACUUGUUUAGAAGGCCUAGAGACCACAACUUCUGAUCAGAGAUUGAAGGAUGAUUUAUUGUCAUCACUCUCUAAUGAUACAAAGCUUCACGCUGUUUCCCUUGCCCUCUUCGUGAAGGGUUGGGUGCCUCAUAAGAAAACACAAACAUCAUGGCAACCCAAUAUCGGGAGGCACUUGGGUUUUCGCAACGGUCGUUUACCAUUGAAGAUGUCAAAUCGAGCACGUGCGAUUUAUGAUUCUGCUAGAGGCGGAGGUAGAAGGUUACUUCAAAUGUUGGAUGACAACACGAGCGUCACGGUGAGUGACAUCGUGGUUGUUAGUCAGGAUGGAAGCGGAAACUUCACUACUAUCAAUGCUGCUAUAGCCGCUGCACCAAAUAACACAGAUAGUAGUGGUGGCUACUUUCUUGUAUAUGUCACUAAGGGCGUGUAUCAAGAGUAUGUGUCUAUAGCCAAAAACAAAAAGUACUUGAUGAUGGUCGGAGAUGGGAUCAACCAAACAAUUAUCACCGGUAAUCACAAUGUUGUCGAUAAUUUUACAACAUUCAACUCCGCAACAUUUGUCGUGGUAGCACAAGGAUUCGUAGGAGUUAAUAUAACAUUCCGUAACACUGCUGGGCCAAGCAAGCACCAAGCAGUUGCAGUAAGAAACGGAGCUGACCUGUCCACCUUUUACAGUUGCAGCUUUGAAGGGUAUCAAGACACUUUGUACACGCACUCUCUGAGGCAGUUUUAUCGUGAAUGUGACAUCUAUGGCACAAUUGACUUCAUAUUCGGAGAUGCAGUUGUUGUUUUCCAAAACUGCAAUCUGUAUCCUCGCCUACCCAUGAGUGGCCAAUCCAAUCCCAUCACUGCUCAAGGGCGAACUGAUCCAAAUCAAAACACAGGCAUUUCUAUCCAUAACGCCACUAUUAAAGCCGCUGGUGAUUUGGCUCCGGUGGUUAGCACUGUGAAAACAUACCUUGGGAGGCCAUGGCAACAAUACUCAAGGACUGUUUAUCUGCAUUCAUUCAUGGAUAACUUGAUAGAUCCUGCUGGUUGGCAUGAAUGGAGCGGGGAUUUUGCAUUAAGUACCUUGUAUUAUGCAGAGUAUAAUAACACGGGACCUGGUUCAAACACUACGAACAGAGCGAAUUGGCUUGGCUACCAUGUCAUUAAUGCUUCUGAUGCAUCUAAUUUUACUGUGUCUAACUUCUUGGGUGGGGAUCAUUGGCUGCCUCAGUCCGGUGUCCCCUACUUGAGUGGUUUGAUAUAGCCCAACAGAUUUACAAUUUACACACUCGCAAAGUAAAGUUUGUUAAUAAUUCCUUAAAUUUUAUUGUGUUUCUUUUGUGGGAAAAAGUCAAUUACGAAUUUGAAUAUAAGUAGCGAAUAAAAUUAGAUAGUUAGUGAGGCGUGAUAAAAAGGGUUAAUGGUCAAAUUAGUCCCUGAUUUUACAAGCGAGUUUGAUUUUAGUAUCUCGGCGGAAAAAUGACGUUUAGUGACAGUCAAAAACAACUAAUAAACGUCAUUUUGACCGUCACUAAAC
This is a messenger RNA of Lotus japonicus, 2055 nucleotides long. RefSeq names its product probable pectinesterase/pectinesterase inhibitor 20. Lineage: Eukaryota; Viridiplantae; Streptophyta; Magnoliopsida; Fabales; Fabaceae. The record is from RefSeq and is a predicted model, not a curated record. Gene Ontology annotation, biological process: cell wall modification. Gene Ontology annotation, molecular function: pectinesterase inhibitor activity; pectinesterase activity. The transcript is spliced from 2 exons. The coding region runs from base 76 to 1782 and encodes 568 amino acids.